AUGGAGACAGUGCUCCUUACACUUUCAGACAUGAUGCAAGCGAACAAGCGCUCAAUGCACUAUCUCCAUCCUUCUACCCGCACUGGCUACUUUCGCAGCGCACUGAAAGACUGCAUCGAGGCCGAUAUGGAGUGGGACUUACUUCCGGACGCCGAUCUUGACACCUUCGGCCAGGCCCCCGUCUGGAUCUACCCGGGGAAGCUGCUCUCCAACAACGACAUCUCCGGUCAGACCCUCGUCUGGUUCCACGAGGGGAAGCUUCCCUCUAACACUAGCAUCUCCGGCCAGGCUCUAGCCUGGAUCUACCCGGGAAGACUCACUCCAACGGCGGCAACCGCGACUUGUGCCGUGUCUGACUCGGAAAGUUCUGAAGUUCAUCACAUACUUCCUCAGAAGCAGAUGCAGCUGGAGUUGUAG
Messenger RNA from Aplosporella prunicola CBS 121167, 417 nucleotides. RefSeq lists its product as uncharacterized. The transcript is spliced from 3 exons. NCBI's taxonomy places the organism in Eukaryota, Fungi, Ascomycota, Dothideomycetes, Botryosphaeriales, Aplosporellaceae. The record is from RefSeq and is a predicted model, not a curated record. Bases 1 to 417 code for a protein of 138 amino acids.